Molecule: messenger RNA, 2409 nt
Organism: Hepatospora eriocheir
Lineage: Eukaryota; Fungi; Microsporidia; Hepatosporidae
Source: the annotation of a GenBank genome assembly
AUGAACACAGAUGAUUAUAAAGUUAUUGUAAAUAGAUUAAAAGAUAGUGAUAGUGAAAUAAGAAUGUCAUCUAUUAACUUAUUACAUAAUGAAAUAAGGGAUACUGCAGGUACUAUUACUACGAAACAGAUGAAAUUGUUUGAUAUUGUUGAAGACUUAAAGGGUGUUGCUAUGAAUUUAUUAACAAAUAGUGAGAAACAACAUUUAUUUGAUUUAAUCUCAGUGUUAAGUACAUCUGCUGAGACUGAUUCAACAUUUAAUGUGUUAUCUUAUAGACUGAAGGGUAAUAUUACCCCAUUGGAUGAUUGGGGUCAUCAGUAUGUAAAACAACUGAUUAAAGGAUGUCUUGAGGUUAGAAAUGGUAAUUAUGAAUCUUGUGAUUAUACUAAACUUGUAGAACCAAUAACAGAGUUUUUAUUUAAAAGAAAUUGUGAGGUAGAAGCUUUGGAUUUUUUGACUGAUAUUUCUGAAAUUUCCAAUGAUGUUGUUGUUGAUUUUAUUGAGUCCUCAAGCGGUGGUUUUAUAGUAAAUAGACUUGAUCUUAUAUCGAAAUAUACCGAUGAACAUAACUUUAAUAGAGUUUACGAGUAUUUAGAUGAGUUAAAUAGAUUUUAUGUACUUGAUGAUGUUUUAUUUGAAUUAAAUAAGGAAAAUCCUUCAAAGUAUUUAGUUCAUUUGAUUAAGUUGAGGAAGUUUGAUAAAGCAAUUGAAUAUGUUGAAUCUAUAAAAGAUAGAAAUUUAAAAAAACAAUGUUUAUAUAUUCUAGCUAGAUGUAAUAUAUCUUAUUUUUGUAGUGACGAAGAUAACAAGAUAUUAAAUAAUACACACAUAUUAAAAUAUUAUCACGAUACUGCUAAAGAUUUAGAAAUAGAAGAGAGUAAAAAGAUUGAUUAUAUUUUAAGAGGAAUAAGUAAGGAGAAAAUAGAUACUACAGCAAUCACUAAUGGAUUGAUUCAUAUGGGAUUUGGUAGAGAUCCAGUAUUUUUUCAAACACCUGGUGAUUUUUCUGUUAAAGGUGAUUUACUUUCCUUAUUAAAUCACAGUGAUAAAAUUACAACAGUUAAAGCAUCUGUUGGGCUUAUACUGGCAUUUGAUCCGGAAACUUUCUUAAAUAAAUAUCAGAAAGAAGUUUACUUUGAAAAGGAUAUUUCUAUUCUAUUAGGACUUGCAUUAUCUUCUUAUAGGAAUGUUGCCAUUUGUGAGUUGUUAGUUCCCAUGUUAAAUGAAUUCUUACUAUCUGAUAAUCAAGAAGAUGUUAUUAUUGCUAUUUACGCACUUUCACAUGUUUAUUCAGGAGCUAUUAAUAUUAAUAUUGAUAAAGGUUUUAUGAUGGAGAAUAUAUUUCCUUUAAUAUCACAUCACACUGAUGAUGUUGUGUUAAUGACUAUAUAUUUUAUGGGUGUUCUUUAUAUGGGUGAUGGAAAUAUUGAUGUUCUUAACACUUGUAUUGAAACCUUUAUAGAUAACAGCAAAAGUAAUUCUCAGUUUUAUUAUUUAGCUUUACUUGGCCUUGGUAUGUUUUUCUAUAAACAACCCCAGUUAUGUGAAUCUAGUGUAAUGUUGAAUUUAGAUGAUACUUUAUUAGCGUUAGCAUUAGGAUUUAUGUAUGUUGGAACUGGUAAUACUGAUAUUAUAAAUAAGAUUAUGGAACUAUCAUUUGGAGAAGAUGAGAAUCCAACUAGAGAAGUUAUUGGUAUGAUAUCGAUAACAUUAGUAUCACUUAGUGAUAAAUUAGCUACUAAUCAAAUUGAAAGUGUUUUAAAGAAUUUUUAUCAAAUUAAAACAGUUGGUGUUAAAAAUAUUAUUCCAUUGUGUUUAUCAUUGCUUUAUGCAUCAAAUACUAAAGUGGAAAUAAUUGAUUUUUUAGAAAAAACUGUAAAUUCUAAAGAAAGUAAUGUUACAUCGAUGAUAGCUUUAGGUAUUGUAGGUGCUGGUACUAAUUCAUCAAGAAUACAUAAGAUUAUUAAUGGUCAUUUUAAUUCAUUUUAUAAAGAUUAUAAGACUGCUAAUGCUCUUAUAUACUCUCAAGGAUUAUUAAGUUUAGGUAAGGGAAUGUUAAGUCUUAAUCCAGUUGCAUAUGAUGGAAAUGUUAUAAUAGAUAAGUCAUUAAUAGGUUUAUUAUCUACUAUAUUCUUGUUUAUUGAUGAGAAAGAUAACUUCUUUAAAGAUUAUAGUUAUAUGCUUUAUUCAAUAGCUCAAGCAGCUACACCUAAGUAUGUUGUAGGAUUAGAUUCAGAAAUUAAGGUAGGUUUACCUGUAGAUACAGUAGGAUUAUCAGGUAAUCCAAAUAAAAUAUCAGGUGUUGUCAUUCAUAAUUUACCUGUUUUGUUAAAUUGUAAUGAAAAAGCUGAGAUAAUGAAAGAUGUUUUAUCUGAUUAUAUUGAAGAUGUGUUAGUACUUAAAGAGUAA